Charadrius vociferus (killdeer) is the source of this 1974-nucleotide messenger RNA. RefSeq names its product nuclear factor of activated T-cells, cytoplasmic, calcineurin-dependent 2 (gene NFATC2). Gene Ontology annotation, molecular function: RNA polymerase II cis-regulatory region sequence-specific DNA binding; DNA-binding transcription factor activity, RNA polymerase II-specific; transcription factor binding. Gene Ontology annotation, cellular component: transcription regulator complex. Bases 61 to 1974 code for a protein of 637 amino acids. The record is from RefSeq and is a predicted model, not a curated record. Gene Ontology annotation, biological process: calcineurin-NFAT signaling cascade; regulation of transcription by RNA polymerase II; cytokine production. Lineage: Eukaryota; Metazoa; Chordata; Aves; Charadriiformes; Charadriidae. The transcript is spliced from 9 exons.
ACAGAUCCUUCCUGUGGUGUUCCCACGAAAAUUUGGAAAACCAGUCCUGAUCCUUCGUCAAUGCCUUCCCACAAAAACAGCAUUCCAUGUCACGUCUUUCAGACUGUUGACUUCCACGGGCCUUGCGAGCAGGAGGACAGGAGAAACUCAGCCCCAGAAUCAAUUUUGUUGGUACCUCCAUCCUGGACAAAGCAACUGGUGCCUGCAAUACCAAUCUGCAGUUUGCCCGUCCAGUCGCUCCCGCCCCUCGAGUGCCCCCCCCCCAGCCAGUCUGGCUCCUACGAGCUGCGGAUCGAGGUACAGCCGAAGCCCCACCACCGGGCGCACUACGAGACGGAGGGGAGCCGAGGGGCUGUCAAGGCGCCGACCGGAGGCCACCCCGUCGUCCAGCUUCACGGUUACAUGGAGAACAAACCCUUGGGUCUUCAGAUCUUCAUUGGGACAGCAGACGAACGGAUACUUAAACCUCAUGCUUUCUAUCAAGUCCAUCGCAUUACGGGAAAAACUGUCACCACCACCAGCUAUGAAAAAAUCAUUGGCAACACCAAAGUUUUAGAGAUCCCAUUGGAACCCAAAAACAACAUGAAAGCAACCAUUGACUGUGCGGGGAUUUUGAAGCUGAGGAAUGCAGACAUUGAGCUGCGCAAGGGAGAGACGGACAUCGGCAGGAAGAACACCCGCGUCCGGCUCGUCUUCCGUGUGCACAUCCCCGAGUCCAACGGCAGGAUCAUUUCUCUGCAAGCAGCGUCAAACCCCAUCGAAUGCUCCCAAAGAUCUGCUCAUGAACUUCCAAUGGUUGAAAGACAAGAUAUUGAUAGCUGCCUUGUUUAUGGAGGACAACAGAUGAUCCUGACUGGACAGAAUUUCACAGCAGAGUCCAAGGUGGUGUUCACAGAGAAAACAUCAGAUGGGCAGCAGAUCUGGGAAAUGGAGGCAACAGUGGACAAAGAUAAGAGCCAGCCUAGCAUGCUUUUUGUAGAAAUACCAGAGUAUCGUAACAAGCACAUUCGCACAGCUGUGAAGGUGAAUUUCUACGUCAUCAAUGGGAAAAGAAAAAGAAGCCAACCCCAGCAUUUUACCUAUCACCCAGGUAAUUUACCAUCAAUCAAAACAGAGCCCAUUGAUGACUAUGAUCCAGCCUUAAUCUGCAAUACAGUACACAGUGGUCUGGGAACAGUAACACAGCCUUACUAUUCACAGCCUACAAUGGUCACCGAAUCCCCUUCCUGUCUUGUGGCCACUAUGGCUCCUUGCCAGCAGUUGCGCUCAGGCCUUUCUUCUCCUGAUUCUCGAUACCAUCAACAGAAUCCUGCCGCUGUAAUAUACCAAAGAAGCAAGAGCCUUAGCCCAAGCCAACUGGGCUACCAGCAAUCCAAUUUGAUGGCUGCACCAGUUGCGAUUUCAGAUGCCCAUAGGUCAGUGCUGGUGCACGCUGGUUCCCCCGGCCAAACUUCAGCGGUGCUCCACCACUCUCCAGGCAACCAGCAGUCUUCUCCAGUGAUUCACUAUUCUCCAACCAACCAGCAGCUGAGGUGCGGAAGUCACCAAGAAUUUCAGCACAUCAUGUGCUGUGAAAAUUUUACGUCCAAUGUUGCAAGAUCCAGCCAGCCCCAGGUCAGUCAAGCACAAAGGUUAAGUCCAAGUUCAUAUCCUACCGUGAUUCAGCAGCAGGCAGCCUCCGGCCAGCGAGCAGCAAAAAAUGGACCACCGGUUAGUGACCAGAAAGAAGUGUUACCAGCUGGAGUCACUAUUAAACAGGAACAGAAUCUGGACCAAGCAUAUCUGGAUGAUGGUAGGCAGCUAUUGGCAAUCUGGUUGAUUGGUUCUUUUAUUAAAAUUUGCUCCUUGCAAGAGGAAAUCAAUGCGAAGUUAAUAGCGCAGCUGGACACUGCAAUCAUAAAGGCCAGUAGCAAACCCAACAUUGAUUUUAGUGGGAGCAGAGUGAGGUUGCUGGAUAUGUUGCAGCAAAUAUAG